Molecule: messenger RNA, 2971 nt
Organism: Zingiber officinale
Lineage: Eukaryota; Viridiplantae; Streptophyta; Magnoliopsida; Zingiberales; Zingiberaceae
Product: putative lipoxygenase 5
Exons: 9
Coding region: 87-2828 (913 amino acids)
Biological process (GO): lipid oxidation
Molecular function (GO): oxidoreductase activity, acting on single donors with incorporation of molecular oxygen, incorporation of two atoms of oxygen; protein binding; metal ion binding
Source: RefSeq, a predicted model, not a curated record
CCAAAUCCACAACCUUUUCAAAUUCCGUGUCCAAUUAUUGUUUUCCUCUUGGAAAGUUAAGAUUUUGAAGAGGAUAAAGCUUUGAAAUGGCGCUUUCCAUGGAGAAUUUGGGGGCUUCUUUGUCCCAGAGGAGUCUUCUUCUAUCUCCGAGAUCGCCCCUGUUGCGAGCCGCCAGUGAACAGGGCAGGUUCGGGUUUUCCCAGGUCGAGAGGCGGAGGAUUUGCCGGCUUGGGGGAGCCGUGAGGCCUUCAGUGGUGGCGACGAUGGUUCUGAGAGAAAGGACGGUGAGUGCCGAGGCGGAGGAGAAACCGGUGAGGUUUAAGGUCCGCGCAGCGGUGACGGUGAGGAGGAAGAAGAAGGAGGAUCUUAAGGAGACGGUCGCGAGCCAGUUUGAUGCUUUAUUGGACAAGAUGGGUAAAAAUGUUGUCUUGGAGCUCAUCAGCACGAAGAUUGAUCUCAAAACGGGAAAGCCGAAGGCGAGCAGCCGGGCGGAGCUCCGGGGCUGGUCCGAGAAGAAGGCGGCGGCGAAGGCGGAGAGGGCGGUCUACACGGCGGAGUUCGCCGUCGACUCCGAAUUCGGCGAGGCCGGCGCGAUCACGGUGCUCAACUGGCACCACGGUGAGUUCUUCCUGGAGAGCGUCGUGGUCGAGGGCUUCGCCUGCGGCCCCGUUCACUUCCCCUGCAACUCCUGGGUCCAACCCACACGGAUCCACCCUACCAAGCGCAUCUUCUUCAGCAACAAGCCGUAUUUGCCGUCGGAGACGCCAGUCGGGUUGCGCGAGCUCCGGCAGCAGGAGCUCAAGGAGCUGCGCGGAGACGGGAAAGGGCAGAGGAAGCUGACCGACCGAGUGUUCGACUACGACACCUACAACGAUUUGGGCAACCCCAAUAAGGGAAUCGAGUUCGCGAGGCCCACGCUUGGAGGCGAGAAGAGGCCGUACCCGAGAAGAUUGAGGACAGGGCGACCUCCAACAAUCUCAGAUCCAGAAACAGAGAGCAGGGUGGAGGAUCCGCUGCCGACGUACGUGCCGCGCGACGACCGGUUCGAGGAAGGGAAGGUGGAGAUGUUGACGGCGGGAGCGCGGAAGGCCGUGCUCCACAACCUGGUUCCGUUGCUCGUCGCCGGAUUCUGCCCGGAGAGCAACGAGUUCAAGGCGUUCCAUGAAGUGGACAACCUCUUCAAGGAAGGGCUUCGACUGAAGCAGAGUCUGCAGGACCAGCUGUUCCACAAGCUCCCUCUGGUGAGCAAGAUCGAGGAGUCCAGCGACGGUCUCCUCCGAUACGACACCCCUAACAUCAUCACCAAGGACAAGUUCGCGUGGCUGCGGGACGAUGAGUUCGCUCGUCAAACACUUGCAGGGAUUAACCCAGUCAACAUACAAAAGCUUCAGGCGUUUCCUCCCGUGAGUGAACUAGAUCCUGCCGUGUACGGGCCUCGAGAAUCCUCCAUUGAAGAAGAACACAUCGUCAGCCACCUCGAAGGCAUGUCCGUUCAACAGGCACUGGAGGAGGAGAAGCUAUUUCUGUUGGAUUUUCACGACGCGUACCUCCCUUUCCUUGACCGGAUCAAUGCGCAAGACGGGCGGAAAGCUUACGGCACGCGCACCCUCUUCUUCCUCACCAAGCUGGGGACGCUCAAGCCCAUCGCCAUCGAGCUCAGCCUGCCGCCGGUGCGGCCCGGCGAUCCCCAGGCCAACCGAGUCCUCACUCCGCCCACCGACGCUACCAGCAACUGGCUCUGGCAGCUGGCCAAGGCCCACGUCUGCUCCAACGACGCCGGCGUCCACCAACUCGUAAACCAUUGGUUGAAGACGCACGCGUGCAUGGAGCCGUUCAUCGUGGCAGCGCACCGGCAACUAAGCGCGAUGCACCCGGUGUUCAAGUUGUUGAAGCCCCACAUGAGGUACACAUUGCACGUCAACUCCCUCGCUCGCCAAAUCCUCAUCAGCGGUGGCGGCGUCAUCGAAUCGGGCUUCACCCCCGGCCGUGUUGGCCUGGAGAUUAGCGCCGCUGCCUACCGCGACCACUGGCGCAUCGACCACGAAGGCCUCCCCGCCGAUCUCCUUCGACGGGGCAUGGCGGUGGAGGACGAUACGCAGCCGCACGGGCUGAGGCUGGUGAUCGAGGACUACCCGUACGCCGCUGACGGGCUUCUCCUAUGGUCGGCGAUCGAGAGGUGGGUGGAGAAGUACGUGGCGGCGUACUACAUGGACGCGGAGUCGGUACGGUCAGACUGGGAGCUGCAGAGCUGGUACGCGGAGGCCGUCGGCGUCGGGCAUGCCGACAAGCGCGACGCGCCCUGGUGGCCGAAGUUGGCGAGUACCGGAGAACUGAGCUCCUUCCUCACCACCCUUAUCUGGCUCUGCUCCGCUCAGCACGCCUCCCUCAACUUCGGGCAGUACCCGCUGGGCGGGUACAUCCCCAAUAGGCCUCCCUUAAUGCGCCGCCUGGUGCCUGCCGUGGGGAACCCGGAGUACGAGUACUUCCGGAGCGACCCGGCACGUUACUUCCUCGCGUCGCUCCCGUCUCUGACGCAGGCGACGACGUUCAUGACGGUGAUCGACACGCUGUCGACGCACUCGGCGGACGAGGAGUACCUCGGGGAGCGCCCCGAUCCGUACACGUGGACGGCCGAUGGGGACAUGGUCGAGGCGUUCCACGAUUUCGCUGCGGAGGUGAGGCGGGCGGAGGCGGAGAUCGUGCAGCGGAACGCCGACCCGGCGAGGCGAAAUAGGUGCGGCGCCGGCGUGCUUCCGUACGAGUUACUGGCGCCGAGUUCGGGACCCGGGAUCACGUGCCGAGGAGUGCCCAACAGCGUCACCAUCUGAACUCAUCUCCAUUCAUUAUAAUAUAUAUUUUGAUUAUCAUGAGUAAAAAUUGUAUAAAAAGGAUUUUUGCCCCUUAAAAAAUUAUGAAAAUUACUUGAAUUUCAUGUAAAUAAUUAGAUAUUUACCGUGUAUUAAUUUGCUUA